AUGGCUGAUUCUUCUGAAGUUCAAUUACCUGAUAUCACCCGUCGUUUUAGACUAACAAUCAUCGUCAUUUUUAGCUGCUUGUAUGUUGUAUCUGCGUGUGCUUACGCCAUUAUAGCUCCAUUUUUCCCUAUUGUGGCUGAAAAAAGACAAAUAACACAUGUUCAACUUGGGAUAAUAUUCGUGGUGUAUUCUAUUGUGAAAGCCAUCUUCUCACCUAUUGUUGGCAUUUUGUUACCUCGUGUUGGAGUUAGAUAUGUCUUGUGGGCUGGGUUAACCAUAGAAGCCGGUAGCAGCAUCCUUUUAGGAUUUUUGGCAAAUAUAUACGAUAGAACAUCGUUUCUGCUAUUUGGUAUAAUUUUAAGAGGAACACAGGGACUCGGCUCAGCUAUGUAUCAAACGGCUGCAGCUUCGUAUAUCACCGUCAUAUGUCAAGAUUCCGUAGCUACAGUAUUGGGUGUUUUAGAGAUUUUUACCAGUAUAGGGUUUAUGGUUGGCCCACCUGUUGGGGGUAUACUAUAUUCGGCGGGAGGUUUUAAAUUGCCUUUUAUAGUUUUAUCGUCGAUACUGUUAGCCGCUAGCUGUAUUGUUGCGUACAUGUUGCCUGCGAUACCUUGUUUUGGAUUAGCUUUACUACUCACAUCCAUCACAUUUACUGAUCCUACCUUCACGCUGCAUUUAAAACCGGGGUAUCGAAUGUUAACGAUAAUUGGCUAUUUGGGAGCGGCUAUAUCCCUACAAUUCUUAGGACCAGCACCAUAUUUACAUUUACCAUUGACCGUAGCACAAUCUGUUCUGGCAAGUAUAGGUCUUGGUGCAGCGUUCUCAUUAGCGGCUAUUCCAUCUUUUCCAGAUAUAUUGGAAGCAGUAUCAAACAGUCGCUAUUGCCAAGACAAGGGACAGUUGGCUACAUAUUCUGUCACGUCAGGAAUAUUUAAUGGAUUUCUGGGAUUAGGGCAAAUACUUGGCCCUCUUGUUGGAGGUGUCUUUGUGGCCAAUGCCGGAGUAGACUUUGAUUGGGUUGCAGCUAUCCUUGGAUUCAUCUUUUUAGCUCAGACGGUUGCAGUAAUUAUUUUAACUCUAUGGGAAGGUACUGGCUUCUUCAAUAUUAACAGGGCCUUACCGGAAGAUAAAGAAUCAAAUAAACCUACCGGGAAUGAUAAUAACGAUGAUAAUGAAUCAAAACCGUUACUUGCAUGA
Trichoplax adhaerens is the source of this 1197-nucleotide messenger RNA. RefSeq lists its product as uncharacterized. The record is from RefSeq and is a predicted model, not a curated record. Gene Ontology annotation, biological process: transmembrane transport. The transcript is spliced from 14 exons. Gene Ontology annotation, molecular function: transmembrane transporter activity. The coding region runs from base 1 to 1197 and encodes 398 amino acids. NCBI's taxonomy places the organism in Eukaryota, Metazoa, Placozoa, Uniplacotomia, Trichoplacea, Trichoplacidae.